Cucurbitaria berberidis CBS 394.84 is the source of this 1299-nucleotide messenger RNA. RefSeq lists its product as uncharacterized. Lineage: Eukaryota; Fungi; Ascomycota; Dothideomycetes; Pleosporales; Cucurbitariaceae. The transcript is spliced from 2 exons. Bases 1 to 1299 code for a protein of 432 amino acids. The record is from RefSeq and is a predicted model, not a curated record.
AUGCCUCUUGUUCGGCCCCCACCGCAGUCCACGUCGGCUCCACCCUCACAAGCCCCGCAAGAGAAACAGUUUCCUACACUCGGAGUAUGUUCCCGGACGAACUAUGUAGCAGGCCUCGAUGACUGGUUGCACAUCACUUCGCCAAAGCACUUCCCUGACUUCGACCUUUGUCCGGACUGCUAUAAUACGUCGUUCCGCAACACGCGCUAUGGACCCUGCUUCUCUACCGUUCCGCCCAAACCGGCGAACACCAGCACCAGCUGUGACUUUUCAGGCCUGUGGGUUCGCAUAGCUUAUGUAUGGCUCUUCUCAAAUAACGCGCCAGAUCUCACGUUGAUGGGAAAUGUAGCGGCAAUCCAGCAUGAUGAAGAUGGGCCAUGUCCAAACCUGAACCGCGAGGAUCCCGAAGUCAAAAAAGGGGGAAACCCUGCCGUAACCAGGAGAUGGUACUGUCUCCACGAUCCAAAGACGAACACGCUGGUUGAGGACCUGACUUUCUGCUCCGGCUGCGUGGCAAAUGUCAAUCUCAUCUACCCAUGUCUAAACGGCAUAUUCCGGCUCGUGGCCAAUGGACAAAAGCUACCGGCGACGUGUGAUCUCAUGACGUUGGGCAACGCACAGGCGCGCGGUUUUCAAUAUUUCGACUGCAUGGUCGAGGUCGCGGAGAAGACGAUGGCAACGGGAACAAGAGAUGUUUCGCCGUUGGUAGAGUAUAUAAGAAAGUGGGCUGCUAUCCCCUUCUGCAAAAAAGGCGAUAUCGUCACCGGAGAAAGACGCUACUCAUUGCCCUCCACCGUACCUGAUUUCACGGCAUGCGAGGAGUGCUAUACAAGGCAUAUCCAGCCGCUUCUCGACACACAUCCCCAGCCACGCGUCCUCUCACAACUUGAGUCCUCUGUACCCACCAAUAGUGGCUUCACUUGCGACUUGUAUUCUCCACGACUGCAACAGUACUUCCAGGAGUAUUCCACCACGAACAAUGUACAGAGCUACCGCGAAAAGCUUACGGCACGAAAUACAAAGUUGCAGGAGACGAAGAUGCAGUUGCAACGCAUGAAGCAAGAACACCAGCAGUUGAAAACACAGUCGAAUAUGCACAUGAACAUGAUGCGGGUGGAGCAGUCGAGUGCGAUGAUGUCGAGUAUGGCGUGGACGACGUCGAGAUGGAGUGCGCCACCAGUUGACUGGAGGGGCGUGAAUUCGCAGCUGACUCAGGGCAAUGAGCUGGCGAUGAAGGCGGCGAUGGUGCUUGACAAUAUGGCGUUGCUGGAGAAAGAGUGGAAAGAGUUUUGGGAGUAG